This is a messenger RNA of Schizophyllum commune H4-8, 1908 nucleotides long. RefSeq lists its product as uncharacterized. The record is from RefSeq and is a predicted model, not a curated record. The coding region runs from base 28 to 1749 and encodes 573 amino acids. The transcript has 5 exons. Lineage: Eukaryota; Fungi; Basidiomycota; Agaricomycetes; Agaricales; Schizophyllaceae.
GCGGUUCUCCAUUUGCUUUCCACCAUCAUGUCGCUCGAUUCUGAAUCUCAGCAACGAAUCCCCCCACAGCUCUACGACAAUCUGGAACGCCUCGAUGCGGAGGACGCGCGCGUAUGGGAAGCGAGCCCGUUGCCCGGUAUCGCCCAGCCUGCAGACGAUCUGAUGGAAUAUUGGCGGCAGGCUCGCGACGGCAGCCGCUCUCAAGAGCUGUACAGUGACCUGAAGGAUUAUCGGACGUUCGUGCCGUGUCCUUUGGACCCGUUCGAUGGACUGCAAGCCGUUCUUAUACGAAGAGAGUACGAAGCCGCUUGGAGCAAUCUGGAGGAGGCUUUCGUUGCUGGGAAACAAAACUUCAUAACGAAGGAGGGACCUUUGCGUUACGCUGGUCAUCCGACUCCUGCGGCUCGUGCUCCGUUCAACUACGCGUUCACCCUCACAGGUUAUCCGGGCAUCGGUACGUCUACAUUCCCCUGCCGUACAGCAUCUCGGCUGAGCGCACCGUAUAGGAAAGACCAUACAAUUCCCGACAAAAUCCUCAUCUUCAACUCUAAGGGCGUGUAUGCGAUACCAUCCACGGUCGAACCGGCCGAACUCGCGCAAGGGCUUCCUCGGACAACUUGGUGUCUUGUCGACUCGAACACUGCCCUUGAAAGCGUGCCCCACCAUAUCCUGAUCCUCGAUCUGUUUCUCAUUCAGGCCACAUCUCCACAAAGCAACAGAACUUCGUGGUCAACAAAGCGGGAGACCAUGUUUGAUUUCUACAUCAUCGAUCCCAUGCCUCUCGACGAGGCGCAAUUGGUAUAUUCCUUACAGCGCGACGCGGUGCUAUCGCAGGCAACCGAUCGCAUCAUACAAGCAUAUUACGACCGAUAUGGGCCCUCUAUGCGCCUCGCUCGCGCCGCCGGCGCAGAGGAAAUCGAGGAUUGGGACAAAUUUCCAGCCGAGCGACUCACAGAGGCUCUCGCGGACCUCACUCUGCCGCAGCUUGAGAAGCUCGCGAAGCACGCAUCGCUCUUGCGCAUGGAUGACAAAGUCUCAUCGGCCAUCCUCUUGAUUCGUCCCGGAGUCACGCGCGACGUGGUGCAAGUUGACUUCGUCUCCACACAUGUCCUCCUUCGUUGCUCGAAUAGUCUGUCGCUAUCUCGGUUUGAUCUCCUGCGACACUUCUACCGCCUCUUCGCCUCGAGUCCGCAAGCCAAAGCUGUAGCUGGCAAUUUGUUGGAAGCGCACAUGGAUCAUCUACUGCCCAUGUCCUAUUCGUGGUCGGUCACGAAAAGGGGGGACUCUGCCGGCAAGCCUGACGAUAGUACUAAAUAUCGAAUGGUCGUCUAUGGGGGCUCGACUGAUACCCUCCGUAUUGAGCUGGAUGAUGGCAGCACGCAGGUCCCAUCCAACGAGGUGCUUGAGUAUAACUCAGGAGAGAGCAUCAAAUUGGAAGGGAAGUACUACAUGCCAAAAGCGCGGAACGAGCUCACAAUAGACUCAUUCAUCUACAAUCCUACAACAAACACCAUCACCGCCUUCCAGAUCACUGUCUCAGAGCAGCACUUAGUCGACAUAGAAUAUUUUCUAUGGCUGAAGACGCUUCGUGGCUCGAGUGCAGAUGCACCAGCUAUCGACCUUGUCAUCAUUUCCUCUGACCCAACCGUUAGACUUCCUCACAAAGACACCGCGACGAGCGUCAUACGGAGUAUGUAUGAUUUAUACCUUGAUGACCUCCCUGCACCAUGCGACGAUCGAGUAGGAUGAGUCAUGCAGGGCUGCCAGUGAGCAUGCAAGCACUGUAGUAUCCCUAGAUUGUUGUGAACUGAUACUUAUAUUGUGUUUGCGACCACUGAUUGUAAUAUAUUCAUAAGCCCACGACCGGAGAGACGGCGGACGCAUGCACCUUCCCGAGUUCGCCUCGCC